AUGAUCAUAGUCGAUACAGGCUUGACUUAUGCAGUGCCAACGAUUUUAAUUGCGGCAAUGACAGGUAUUUCAAAUGAACAUAAUCGCAAUGAAUAUAUUUCGAUUACACCCGUGCAAGCAUCUUGGUUGGGAUCGAUAAGCAGUUUAGUUCAACCAUUUGGCAGUCUUUUAUCGGCCUUCAUCACAGAUUCACUUGGCCGUAAGCUAUCGAUGAUACUCGUCAACAUACCGUAUGCUUUGGGCUGGUUCAUGAUUCAUCAAGGAGAUGCUAUUUGGAAAAUAUUAACUGGUUGUGCUUCCUUUGGACUAGGCAUAGGCUUGAUGGAAGCUCCUAUUAUUACUUACCUUGGUGAAAUAUGCGAGCCUUCAACACGUGGCGUUUUGGUUUCUCUGUCAUUCAUUAGCGUUACGAUUGGAACUUUUUUGGGUUUUUUCUUAAACACUAUGAUGUCAUGGCGAACCUUAGCUCUGGUUUGUUUGUCCUGCCCGAUAAUUACCGCCAUUGCCAUUUGUUUU
Molecule: messenger RNA, 516 nt
Organism: Sitodiplosis mosellana (orange wheat blossom midge)
Lineage: Eukaryota; Metazoa; Arthropoda; Insecta; Diptera; Cecidomyiidae
Product: solute carrier family 2, facilitated glucose transporter member 8-like
Exons: 4
Biological process (GO): transmembrane transport
Cellular component (GO): membrane
Molecular function (GO): transmembrane transporter activity
Source: RefSeq, a predicted model, not a curated record